This is a messenger RNA of Pochonia chlamydosporia 170, 1728 nucleotides long. RefSeq names its product amidase. The record is from RefSeq and is a predicted model, not a curated record. The coding region runs from base 1 to 1728 and encodes 575 amino acids. The transcript is spliced from 2 exons. Lineage: Eukaryota; Fungi; Ascomycota; Sordariomycetes; Hypocreales; Clavicipitaceae. Gene Ontology annotation, molecular function: catalytic activity.
AUGUCCGUGUUUUUCCAAGACAUCUCGGCUGACAAUCCCAUUCAGCCGGGCGAUGUGAAUGCAAUUCUCCGGCCGCUUAACCUGGACAUCCCGGCAGAGGAGGCUGCCGACUACGAAAGGCUCUUGUCUGCUGUUCAUGACAUUGCCGUUGGUGUAUCACAGCUUCCAGACUACCAGCCGCUGCCGGACACGAAGAAAUACCCGCGCGAAGAUGUCCAUCUUCCGGGGCCAGGCGAACAAGAAUUUGGCAACGCCUGGGUGUACCGAUUUAAAAUCCAAGGCGACAACUCGCCGAGCGGAACCUCACUAAAGGGCAGAACUGUCUGCGUAAAGGACUGUAUCGCCAUCGCCGGCGUCCCCCUAAGUUUCGGUAGUGACGCUUUUCCAGCAUGGACGCCACAGACUGACGCUACCGUUAUUACCAGAGUUCUGGAUGCAGGUGCUGAUAUCGUGGGCACGUCGACUUGCGAGAACUUUUGCAACUCGACUGCAUCCUUCACCAGUGCACAGGGUAUUGUCCACAAUCCGCAUCAGUCUGGUUACUCAGCAGGCGGCAGCACCUCGGGAGGUGCAGCAUUAGUUGGCUCUGGAAGAGUUGACAUAGCCCUCGGAACUGAUCAGGGCGGAAGCAUUAGGGUCCCGUCAUCAUUCUGCGGAUGUGUUGGACUGAAACCAACACAUGGCCUCGUACCAUUCUCUGGUAUUACCAGUGGUGACCCAAUUGAUGACCAUGCUGGGCCAAUUUGCAGGUCUGUGACGGAGACGGCUGCUUGUCUUGAUGCAAUUGCAGGCUAUGAUGACAUCGAUGACAAGUCCAUUGGCGCUGGGCAGCAUGGUUCUUUUGGAUUUUCUGCGUCGCUUCAGAUCUCCGAUAAGCGCCUAGAUGGCAUCAGGAUAGGCUUACUCAGGGAAGGUUUCAGUCAUGCUUUGAUUGAUCCCAGAGUCCGGGACCAUGUUCUCGCUGCUGCAAGGAAACUCGAAAGCCUUGGUGCGAUAGUCGAAGAGGUUUCUAUUCCCCUCCACUUGCAUGGACCAGCCAUCUGGACACUUCAACAGCGCAUUGCCGGCUCGUCGGGUCUUGUGGGCUGUGCUACUGGGCGAAGAGGGUUGGGUUUAACUGAGUUUGAGACGAGGCGUCUGCCAUGGAGCAACGCCAAUUUCCAAAAGCUCUUCCCGUCAACAAAGAAUACUCUUAUAAACGGACAAUACCUGUUGGCAAAGUUCCCGGGAUUGUAUAGCAAGACCUUGAACAUUGGCCGCCAGAUCCGUGAUGCCUACCAGCAUGCAUUGGAGAAGUAUGAGGUCAUCAUCAUGCCCACAACGCCAUUCGUUGCGCCGAGGCAUAUGGAUUGGACGACCGUUCUCGAGUCCUUUGAGCCAACUAUUGGCUUAACUAUAAACACGGCGGUGUUUAAUGUGACGGGACACCCAGCCAUGUCUAUUCCCGUAGGGUUUCUUCCCGCGGUUGAUGACCAAAAUGUCCAUUUACCAGUUGGUAUGCAAAUAGUUGGUGGACUCUGGCAAGAAAAGAAGGUACUCAAGGUCGGGCAUGCCUGGGAAACAAACUUUGAUUGGCGUACAGAAGGGUCAGGAAAUGCCGUCACCAAAGACUCAGAGGAGUCGCUCACAGUUGCAGAUCGGGCUGCCCUAACCAUGAAUAACAUACCGUGUGCCAUGGUCAGCGGGACACGAUCAAUGGAUUCGAAUCACUUGAAGCUAUCAACGUAG